Molecule: messenger RNA, 1335 nt
Organism: Parnassius apollo (apollo)
Lineage: Eukaryota; Metazoa; Arthropoda; Insecta; Lepidoptera; Papilionidae
Source: the annotation of a GenBank genome assembly
AUGGAGAAAAAGAUAGUGCGCAAAGGGCCGCUGCCUGGAGGUCGCCAGGGCGCGUCUGGAGCUGGCGCUGGACGCGACAGCAUGCGGGCCGCCAGCCGAGCGCGGGGUGUUGCAAGACCACCUAGCAGCCCCCCGCAUCCAUCAUCCCCACCAGAAGGCUUGGUGUCGGCUGGGUCUUCUCGGACUCAGCAAGCGGCACCCGCCGCUGGUGGAGCACGUCGCAUGCGUUGGUCUAAAUCAAUGAAUGAAAACGCACUGCGGGCGUAUUUUAGGGCAAAAGGGGAAGAAACUGGAUGUUUGGCGUAUCGGGCUCGGAUGCAUCGCUUUUUUGCAGAGCUGGAGCCAUCUCUAUCCGUCACUGAGCAAAACCUGGCAGACCGAGUUAGGUACAUCCUGCGCUCCAACAUAUUUGGUGACGCCGAACUCGAGCGACUACGACGUGAGGCUAUUCCUUCAUCGAAUGGAAAUGCUACUGCUGGGAAUGCGGCGCCACUAGAUGCGCAACAAACUGCAUAUGUUGAUGCUGCCGUCAACAUUCCAUUUGUGGCUAAUUCAGACGAUGAUGGAAUAGUCUCCCACGAACUAGAGAAAAUGAGGAGCAUAUUGGAAGAGUCGAUGCUGGAAACGCGCAGCAUGCCUCUCGAAAAUCGACCGCGACUUCCCCGCAUACCCCUUAGCAAGCGAAAUCGGGCUGUCGUGCGGGCUCUUAACCCAAUGCUGGUGACCUAUUUGGAAGCCAGCCGGGACCUUUGCGAGACGGAUUCAAUUCUUUUUGGCGCCGCACUGGCAGUAUGCCGUAUUAUUGGCGCCAAACUUCCCGUGGCUGGACGUGCUACUCAAAAAAGUAGCGCCAUCCCAGCCUGGAGAAAAAGAAUUGAGGACCGUAUCGCAAAGGCAAGGGCCCUCAUCGGCAGACUGACAAGCUUCAGGUCGGGUAAUAAUAGACCGAGGAUUAUGCGCACCGUUAGGAUGGCGUUUGCUGGGACAAAUAUCAAUUUGUUCCAGCCGGAUAUCACGCAAAAACUAACGGAGCGCAUAGAUGACCUGAAGCAAAAAAUCGCUGCUUGGGGGAAGCGGAUUCGACGAUUUAGCGAGAGGUCAAGGCGGUUCAACCAGAAUCGUCUCUUCCAGAGUGAUCAGAAGAGGCUCUAUAAAUCAUUGGAGCGACCAGAGGUAUGUGGAGCGGGCCCAGGACCGGAUCAGGCUGACACUGUCGCAUUUUGGCGUGGCCUGUGGUCAGAGCCCGUAAACCACAGCGAGGGCCCUUGGAUGGAAGUUGUGGCGAGCCAGAGUGCAAGUGUUACGCCUAUGGACCCCCGUCACCAUAACGCCUGA